AUGGAUUCUUCUUCGUUUGUUGAUGUAUCUGGAAACGAUUCCAAUAAUGAUACAAGCAGUAAGGGAAGCCGUGUGAGCCAAGAGGAUGAGUGGCUGGAUGUCGAUGUCGUUACCAGUUCAACCACCAACGAAGAGCGCCUCCGCAAUCAAGUCAAAGCCCUUCAGCGUGCUUUGGAUGAGAAGAACUUGGAACUCAUGGAAAGCAACGUCCGAGUUGAUGUUCUCAAGGGUCAUAAAAUUCUUUUGGAGAAUGCCAAAUCAGGUCUCCAAGAUGAACUCUCAGGCCAAACGAAACAAAUUUCUUCUUUACGGGAGGACUUGAGCUCAUCAAAUUCUCAGGUGAUGGAAUUGGAAGAGAAGUUGAUUGUAUCAGAAAAUUUGGUCCAAGCGACCAAGGCAGAGCUUCAGUCCCACCAAGUAAGAACCGCGGAAAUGGAGCUUCAAAUGAAACAGCUCCAAGAGCUUCAUGAGGAAGAAGCAAGGGCAGCAUCAGUGAAAUUGCAUGACGUUAGCAAGCUUGUCGAACAACUGAAGGCUAAUUUGUUGGCCCAGGAAGAAGGUAUUACGAGCCGAGAUGCGUCUUUGGUCAAGUUCCAAGAAGACAUGAAAUCCUCUCAGAAGCAACAGGCAACGCUUCAGAGUAGCAUCGUAGCAUUCCAGCAAGAAAAGGACAUGCUACAAAGCCAAGUAUUGCGAUUGACAGGUGAUGCCAGGUCUAUUGCAGUUGUCGCUGAGAAUCUUCGAGUCGAGAAACAAACGCUGGAGCGAAAAAUACAGCACCAUCAGGAGAAGCUGCAGCAGUCGCAGCACAGGGUCCAGGGACUGGAAGACGCAAUGGCCAAUAUGCAAGAAACUAUUCAACAGAAGGAAGAAGAAAACCAACAGCAGCAGCAUUAUCAACAACAACAGCAAGAGGAAGAAGUCAAGAAUCUAUCGACUGCCUUCUCUUCCAUAGCUCGUGAAUUGGAAGAUUCCAAGGAUGCGGUGACACAACUUGCUGGUGAAGUGAUGGCAGCUCGCGCCGAAGCAGAUCAUACAAACGAGGCACUUGAAGAGUUGAAACAAAAGCACGAACAAUAUGUGGCGGAACAAAACCAUCUUCACGACGAAUAUGUAGAGCGAGAAGAACUCUUGCGUCUUGAAUUGACACAGAUUCAGAGUGCCAACGAAGAACGCUUGGAAGAACUCCGUCAAAUUUUGGGUUUACGUUUCCGUGACAUCGUGGUACGAUCCAAGAAGGGUCGCUCUCCGGCAGUAGGCACUUCUCCCUCCACGGUAAAAAUUGCUCCCAAAAAGGCGCAAAAAUCUGGAAACUACAUUCCACCUGUUCCUAUUCUUCGCACCGUCAUGGGUCUUGUAUGA
Cylindrotheca closterium is the source of this 1362-nucleotide messenger RNA. The record is from the annotation of a GenBank genome assembly. NCBI's taxonomy places the organism in Eukaryota, Bacillariophyta, Bacillariophyceae, Bacillariales, Bacillariaceae.